Messenger RNA from Amoebophrya sp. A25, 10417 nucleotides. Lineage: Eukaryota; Dinophyceae; Syndiniales; Amoebophryaceae. The record is from the annotation of a GenBank genome assembly.
GACAACGGGAAUACGAGCCGCCAGUUGGUUUGUAAACCGAAGUUAUGUCCUCGGAGUCAUUUCCAUUCAAUUCAUUGAUUUUGUAGAUUUAGAAAGAUGUACUUACAUUUACCAAUACUGUAAUUAUUCAGGAGGACGAGCAUUCAUCAGAGGCAGGAUGUAACGACCAUGCGGAAGACGCGUCAAGACUGAGAAAAAAAGGAAAAGGUCAAGACUCGUGUAGUACACAUUGGAUUUGGAGGAAGACUUUCUAGGUGUACUUUUCAUCAUCUCUAAUUACAGGAGCAAGACGAGUACUGCGGAACAGCUUCGAGCGUGAUGACAUGGAAGAAGAAGAGCUCGAAGGGAAAAAGUCCGGUAUUAUUACCGCCAAGUGCAGCAUCGAUCCACCCAAUACCGACACCUCCGAGACGGCGGAGACAUCCAGUAGCAAUACUGACACGUCGGAUAAACCAGUAAUUAUGGCACAGGGUCAGGUUAUUUCAACAUAUCUUCUAUGUCAGCACAAGGCACCCUUCCUCACCCUCAUCAUAAGGUCGUGGGUAAGGCAAGGUCUAACUUCACGUGUGUGUCCUUGUCCUUCUAGGGGCUGUUCUGAGAAAAGGAAAACGAGGGACCCGCCAAGUAGAGAAGAGGAAAUGAAAAGGAAGAGCUUCCGACUAUUUAUUGUUGACCUCUUCAGCUCUUCCAUCUAAACUAAGAGCGCGGUGGAAAUUCUCGUACGUUCACGUGGAAUCGCCAGAGCGGGAAAGCCUUCAGAUAGCGCACUGCGUUCUCGAGCGAGAUUGGACGAAAUGGCACUUCGAAGAGCAGUCUCUUGAAGGUUAUGGUUAACAUUGAUUUAGUGCCGAGCAACACCUCUCUACUCAGCAUCUUGGUACCCUCUUCCAAUGGAAUCCAAGACCUAGUGUCCUCCAUCUUUCUCAGCAUCUCUCCGGUAUCUUUUUUUUUAUCCAUAGAGGAAUAUACGGGGAAAGGUAAGAUGAACAAGAUGGAGGAACCGCGAUGGAUUUAUGGAUGAAGAACAUGGAGGAACCAAUACCAAGCACACUCUAAGUUGAUUUAUGUCCCCGGAUGCAGUUUGUCUUUCGUGUUUCGGGUUUGAUAAGGGACCUCCACUCCACAACUUGUUUGGCGCGCAGUUUGGUUCGAAGGACCAGAAUAAUAUUAUUGUGAAGGCUAUUAAAGUUGUUAAUAAAUUGUAAAACUGUCAUUGUUUUGGUUUUCUGGUGCUUAGAUGAAGAUGCAAAGUAGAACAAGAACGGCAGCUACGUGAUUUGUUAUAAUAUGGUUAUGGUACUGGACGUUGACGUAUAUCAUCUGCCAUAGAUGAAAAACGAAAUAAGUAGAGCUACUACAACACUCAAAUAGAUGAUGUAGAUUUUUCAUAAUAUUCUGGUGAUGGCAGCAACGUCGUCUACGUCGCGGCGGACAAGUCGCUCAUCUUUGGUUUCGCGGAUUUCCCUCCUAGGAGCGAUAAUGUUAAUGCUGAGGCUCCGCCACAAGCACAACCGCCUGUGGUUGUGAGUGCCCAGCCUUCAAUUAAGGCUACUGGAUCUUCCUACAUGAUCUUCUAUCAACAAUAUUCUGUGUAUUUUUGAGGUAUCCGAUUGAAAAAAAAUCUCCUGAUUUAGAGGCCAGGGCAUUUAAAAGUAAAAGAGUGGGAAGGAGCGAGAUUCCUUGUAGGAGCGACCCAGGGUAAUGAUUGAACCUCUACGACGCCCUUGUGGCAGUCUGCACCGAACUAAGUACCUUGUGCGAUAUUUGUUGCGUAGUCGUAUUGUUUUAGAUUUAUAUUUGUAAAUAUAUUAGCCUCGAUCGAGCCUCUAUUCCCCACGGAUUAUUGCAUUGCAUGAGCAUGCCUUUCCGCAUCUGCGUACACCAUCUAAAGCGAAACCGCCGCCGCGCUUGCUGUACGUAGUCGAAGACAGCAACGGUCCUAGUGACGGAGCCGGCACGUUAUGUAUCAAGCAUCAGGAAGCAUGGCUCUUCUGACUCUUUCUUAAAGUAUGUAAGUGUACCUACAUACUCCACACUCAUAAGAUAAAUAAUCACGAAGGUAAUCUACCUCUAGGCGUUGUGUAGUUGUACGCUCUUUUGCACUUCUGUUCUCUCCGCUUCAAAGCUAAUUUACACGAUGACGAUCACGACACAGACACUUAUAUCUACAUACUGCACGCCAGGCAACUUUUGGUGCCUCUAGGUGUAGUCUUUCGUCACAUUUCAAGCGCUGUCCUCUCCGCUUCAAAGUAUGCUCAUAUUUUUUUCUCUAUGUACCUACUGACUCUGUGAGCUGCGCGCGGCCGCGGUUGUUCCUCUCGUACUAAGCCAUAUCAAGAAGGUCAAGACCUACUCGGGAGUAUACUAACUCUACCUAACUACUACAAACAUGCUCAUAGGGACGUCGACGCUCGAGCAAGAGCAUAGAUUUUCUCCUACUAUCAAUCAGUCAAUCAAUCAAGUCGGGAUUGACUACAUUGUUGUUGUCCAGUACAUCUAAGAAAGAAGUGGGGCGAGAGCAAAGGUGUCCUGAAAAAAUUUCCGAAGUCGGGAGAGACGGGGACACGCGCAGCAGAACUUCUAGCAGCAGCAGAGGAGGAGGACGUUGUUUAUUGGCACUUACUUCGUGGCAGGGGUUUUCCGAUUCCGCACUUAAAAACUCCAGGCGCUACAGAAUCUGCUGAACGCAAGCUGUUAUGAAGAUGAGCCGUGUCUUCCCUCGAACUCGGACUCGCUAAAAAAAAAUUGUUAUAUACAUGAAAAGCACUAUAAUUGCAUUAUGGCUAGAAUUUUUGUUAUUCAACUACAGUGCUAGUACAGAGUAGUUUUCAUGUACUUACAUGAUGUUGCGGCCCUGGCCUCGUCGUGUCCUCUACGGUAAUUAUCGAGAAAUAAUUACUUAUAACUACAGGGCCAUGUCAUGUUUGUGUCGCUGUCAUGAAUCAAGUACAUCUAAGAUGAAAGAACGUCACUACAUAGAAGUAGUUGUGGACGGCCGUGGCAAUUUCUCAUCAGUUGUAACAUAAUUGUAGUGAACCUAGGUCUAGGAACAGAGUAAAACUGUAAUAAAUAUAAUGAAAAACUUCAAGUACAACUAGUUGUAGUUCUAACUGUUCCCGCCGUCACCUUUGGAGAAGCCUUGUCGCAGGACGACUCGUUUCGUUACUUGCUCUCGGAUCAAACUCUGGCAAACGCUGUGCAGGAAAGCGACGAUGAUGAUAUGGAUGACGUGUUGCGCAUCUAGUAUCAGAUCAUGGAGGCUUCUCCUCUUCCCCUUGAAAGUGCAUAGGUUAAAGGAGAGUCUCGAUGGUCUGCCUACUUAGAUGGAAAAAGCAGCGUCCAUAUUAAAUGAGAACGGAAUGGAGGUGGCGAGUGUGCGUAUCGCAUACCUAAUCGAUACUGCAGAAAUUAAGGAGCAAGAACAUGAUGACUCUCUUCAGGAAGUACUCUAUGUAUAUACCAUAGAAAACCCUCGAACACUCCUCCACCUUAAUGCGAACACUCAAGGACCCCUCAGACGGUUUUAAUGUGAACACUAGCGGACCUCUGAGGCGAACACUAGAGGACCUCUGAGGCGCUCUGAAUGUGAACACUACGGGCGACUAGGGGACCCCCAGGCCGACUCUAAUGUGAACACUAGAGGACGUUUAAGGCCCCUCUAAUGUGAACACUAGAGAACCUGCAAAACGCCGCUAGUUGGGAAAAAGGCACAACAAGAACACCGAACAACACACCACGAACAAGACACGACGAACAACACACCACGAACAAGGCACUCCGAGCAAGACACCACGAACAAGACAUCACGGACAAGAAACCACGAACAAGACACCACGAACAAAACACCACCGCCAGGGGCUGGGGCAGUACUGCCACGCUCUCGCUUUCUUUUAGCCAACGGCUUUCGGCCCUCCCCUGCGUGCCGGGGAGUGCGCGUCCUUUGGGCGCUUGUUUCAGCUUGUGAAACCAUUGGGGAGAGCCGCCGCCGCCAUAGCUUUUUUUUUUCCCUUCUUAAACGGCUCCCGGGGUACCCCGUCUCGGGGAGUUGUCGGAAAUGCAAUAGGAGUGCGGUCGGACAAAAUCCAUAUUGCAUGGCGAUCAUGCUUAUUCUACACAUAUGAGAGCGAUGAAGUCAUGAGGGAGAAGGGACCUGAAGAUGAAGGGAGGGGACAUCUAAAACGACUCUGUCUUAAAUAAGAAAAAUGGAGAAAUUGUUAUUGCCAACAACAAGAUGAAUUAAUAAUAAUAUGAUUAAUACGUCGUAGGCCCAAUCCGAGCUGACUAACAUCAUCGUCGUCAAUACUUCCUAGUAUGUGCUACAUAUUACAUAGUUACAAAUCCUACCUGUUCCACUUCUACGGGUCUUCUAAAGAAAUUGAUGAAGUAGAAUGGCAGCGGGCUUGGAAGGGAGAAGAGGGAGAAGGGACAGCGGCAAGCAGUCAGUCGUCCACUUUGCCUCAACGGGUGGCGAUGUGGCUUUCGAACAAAGGCGGCAAGAACCUCGGUGCGACGACGGAACAUGAACACAGAGAAUUAAGGCUCAGCAUUUGACUCAUUUGCAUCUGCACAUCGAGCAGGAGAGCAGGCGCCGUUUAGCUCGAUGUGAAGGAUCCAUAGAGAGCCUAACCUUCACAACUUAUAAUUCUUUGAGUUUCAUCCAGCGUCUUGGAUUCUGAGGCUAUUGCCUUACAACUACUUGAGUAUAGAUAUGACGGAUCAGAAUCGUCACUGUGAGCGCUAACAGAAUCACAGGACGGCGCUCCAAGUCGUGCAGAAGCAGAAUCACUCAAAAAUCUCGAUGUAACAACACCAGAAGGUGUAGAAAAGAGGCUCAAAAGGAUGAAGAAGAUGCUCUGCACCCCCUCGACAGACACGAGCAUCGUAAUCGCGCAGCCGCUUAUCCAGCCAAAGUGGAUUUCGCCUAGUCCUAGUUAAGAUCGCUAUGCAUUCGAUCAUUUUUAUGUAGUCGAUCGUUAUAUCGAUAUCCGGUGUUGUAGGGUGUAGACAAUGUAUGAGUAUGCCGUAAGGUCGAAUGUUGUAUCGUGAUUAUCACUAUGCAUUGAGGUGUAGUAAACAAUGUUGGUGAAUAGAAGUGGGCGAUUUAUUCUCUGUUUUGGAAGUUCUCAGCCUAAGGAGCUAAUAAAGGGAAACUUAGAUGAAAAGGUAAAUGAUCACUCUCACACCCCUUCUCUAAUCAGGAGGAGAGAUCACUAAGUAACAGUGCGUGUUGUGAUUGUAGUAGGAGGUCUGUGAAAGAGCGAGAAGUUAAUUAUUAUAAUGACCGAGGACUUCCACUACUAAUACAAUUUUAGAUUAUUUAGCUUUAAUCUAGCGGUAGCGGGUUUUCGGUUGUGACACCCAAAUGGGAGAUGUGGUCCGAUAUUUUGCCACUGCGCACGAACUUGCUCUGCGGGACCGCGACUCCUUCUCUGCAUGACUCGAACGCGCUUGAUGAUGUUAAGGCUUUGUUCCCUAAUCUGCCAUCCACUUCGUUCCAGAGCAUGAAUAUGAUUGGUUCUGGAGCUCUACUCUCCCAUAACUACAAGUGGAACAACCAGCCUCCUCCAAAAGCACCAGAGUACUUUCAGGAGGAUGGAUUCGGUUCGCGAGGAGCUCAUCUACUACUUCUAAGACCUUCGCCACUUCUUUGCACAGCAUGGCGCCUCUUUUACACGGUUUCGCUGCGCGCGUGUCUGCAACGUUUUUCAACAGGGAGUAUGCUUAUGAGUAGUUUUUAGUAUCAUGGUGCAAAAACAUGAGUAGAACUGGGCUAAUACACGUUGUGGUCUUGGUUGUCUUUAUAUUUAUACUUGUAUGUCAAUGUCUUAGUCUUUGUUUAUAAUAAAUAUCUAUGUCUUAGUUUUUUCAUAACGUACUGCAGAAAUAUAAGGACUCGGAGUCCUCGAGUAGGCGCCGGCGAAGCUAGAUGUGCAGGAUCCAUAGCCUAACAACCUAACCUGCAUAAAUACGGACUGCAAUUUUUUCAGUUUCAUACAACAUCUUUGCUCGCUAAUAAAAUUAGAAUUGUUAUUUGGACAACUUGAACUAAGUCAAUCUAAUCUUCAUGAUAUCAAUGAAUGUCUCUGCAUAGAUAACGGAGUUGUUCAUGAUCUAACUUUUCUUUGCCGCGCCGUGGAAGAAGCAGGCGGCGACUGUCGUUCGCCACCUAAUAAAGAAGUCGUUCUCGCAAGAAGAGCAGGCACGUUUCGAGGCUCCUCAGAAAGAGCUUGAGGAAAGACUCAGAGAAAUUGACGAGUUCACUUCGGAUUCUUAUGGUCAGCUUUUAUCCCUCUUUCAUCUCGAGCUCGACACCUCACCGGUAAUAUAACUUGUCUGGUUUAUUUAUUGUGUUUUUUUCCUAAACUUUAUUCUUUAUCUUUCCAUAGAAGAGCACAAGGGAAAAGUAAAAGGUGCCAAGAAGAUGGGAAGAAUGACAUGAACAUGAAUCCAAUUACAUCAAACACCACAUCAAGAUCAAGUGUAGCGCUAACGCUUGACUUUGUCGGAAGCAGGGGAAGCCGGGCAGAAACCCGAGGAGAAGCUGAAAAGCGAGGCUGAAAAGCGAGAUGAAGAUGAUGCAAUCAGACAGCUGAACGCAGGCUUUGCAGACAAAAAGGUUCGUGUCCAGCUGGGGCUGAUCAAAUUAAGGCUUCCGAUGAUGUAGCGGCCCCCACUCAACCACAUAUAUACCAGGAAGGGAGGCCCUCCGUAAGGGUCAGCGAACGCCCCCCGCGGUCCUACAUAAGACGUCACGCCUUCCCCCCUCUGGUAUACUACUGAGAGCUUGCCCCAUCUUGGUUCGAGCGUCACGCGAAAAGCGUGACGCGUCACGCGAAAAGCGUGGCGCUUUUGUUGCGUGUACCCUACAGACUUACUAGAGACAAGGCGUCACGCUCUUCGCGUGACGCUCAAGAAAGGGCCUGCAGAUGAAGGCCCCGCCUUCAGAUCAUGAGCACCUUCGGACCCUCAGCUGAAGUCUUUCCGAUCAUGAGAGAGGACCCUCAAGGGAGAACCCUCACUCUGAGAGCAGAGGGCCCGCCGAUGAAGUCCUUCCGAUCAUGAGGACCUUCAAGGGAGAGCCCUCAAUCUGAAUAGAGGGCACUCAGCUGAAGUCCUUCCGAUCGUGAGGACCUUCAAGGGAGAGCCCUCAAUCUGAAUAGAGGGCACUCAGCUGAAGUCCUUCCGAUCAUGAGGACCUUCAUUCAAGGGAGAGCCCUCAAUCUGAAUAGAGAGCACCCAUCCCAGCUGCAGUCUUUCCGAUCAUGAGGACCCUCAAGGGAGAACCCUCACUCUGAAAGGGUCCUCAAAUGAAGCACUUCCGAUCAUGAGAGAGGACCUCAAGGGAGAACCAACCCUCACUCUGAAUAGAAGACACUCAGAUGACCCCCAAGGGAGAGCCCACCCUCAAUCGAAUCUGAGAGGGCCCCCCGAUGAAGCUCUUCCGAUCAUGAGCGAGGACCUUCAACGGAGAACCCUCACUCUGAGAGGGCCCUCAGAUGAAGCUCUUCCGAGCAUGAGAGAGGACCUUCAAGAGAGCGCCCUCGCUCCCUCUGAGAGGGCUCGCCGAUGAAGCUCUUCCGAUCGUGAGGACCUUCAAGGGAGAGCCCUCAGCUGAAGUCUUUCCGAUCAUGAGGACCCUCAAGGGAGAGCCCUCACCCUGAGAGGGCUCGCAGAUGAAGUCCUUCCGAUCAUGAGGACCUUCAAGGGAGAGCCCUCAGUCUGAAACUGAAUAGAGGACACGCAGCUGAAGCCUUUCCGAUCAUGAAGACCCUCAAGGGAGAGCCCUCGCUCUGCUCUGAGAGGGCUCGCAGAUGAGGCCCUUCCGAUCGUGAGGACCUUCAAAGGAGAGCCCUAAAUCUGAAUAGAGGACACUCAGCCGAAGUCUUUCCGAUCAUGAGGACCCUCAAGGGAGAACCUCGGCCAGCGUCACGCUUACACACUGGCAAAGGGGCGCCUGGUCUGCAUUGGAUUCCCAUGCGUCACACUAAAGCACGCACGUGGGAAAGACAUCCGACCCCGAUGAGAUCCCCACGCGUCACGCUAGAGCGCACAUCGUCAAAAAGCACCCAAUCCCCCCGAGAUUCCUAUGCGUCACGCUAGAGCACGCAUGGCGAAGAAACACCCAAUCCCCCCGCGGUUCAUAUGCGUCACGCUAGAGGCGUGACGCGUGACGAUCCGCGGGGGGCGUUCGCUGACUCUUACCCGCCUCCCCCCUGUGGAUGGAGCGGCGGCGGCGUCCGCGCGCCCUGUUUUCCGCGGUGGUGACAUGGAAGGACUCCCGGGGGCGAUGGCCUCAAAAGGAGGGGCCGGAUUCCCCUGGCGGCUCUCCGCGUGUACCUCACAGGCGUCCCGGCUCUUGGACCCUAUCAGGGGGACGGCCUCCGGGGGGAGAAGGCGGCCACGGUCGCGAGGCCUGGCCCCUUUGGCCCUCAUAGCGCGCGGGAGGCCUUUGGGGUGCAUGUAACACGGCAAGGGGGUCAAGCCUUGCCCCCUGCUGCCCUCGGAGGCCUUCCACCUCCCAAGAAGCUCCCCCAGUAAGGAGCUUGCACACGGGAGGGCUGUAGGGUACAAGCAACACGGCAAGAGGGUCAAGCCUUGCCGCCUUCGGAAGCUUUCUACCCCCGGCCGUCAGUGCUUGCACGGCCUCAGGGGUUAGGGUCCUGUAGGGUACAUGCAAGAAGCCGCGAGGGCGCGAAGUUGCGCGCUUGGAGGCCUUGCCACCCGGCACUCCCUCGCGAAAAAGGAACCGGGGCUGGCGGCCCCCUCCCCAAAAAUUUAGAUCGCUCGGGGGGCCUUCAGCGUUGAGCCUUGGAACAUGUAUGAAUAUUAUCAAAGUGAAUUCUUGCGGCUGUGUGGUGUCACUGACAACUACUCUAGGAGAAGACAAAUAAUAGGUGACAUAAUAAAAGGACCGCGCUUGGCUGUCCAGGUCUGCCCUAGCCCUACUCGAGGUCUCCGCGUCUUGUAGCAUUUGCACAAAUUUCAAUUUGGUUUUUUUUUGCAAAAAGUAAGUAAAACUAGAAGGCUCUUUGAGUCCAGGGAUUCAGCUGUUAAGGAUCAUGCCAGAGCUUUGCUAGUAGCGCUAAUUAUGGUACCAGAAGGCCCGUACGAUGUCAAUGCCAUUGGUCCUGCGUGCAAUUUUUUUGACGGUUUUUUGCAGCAGAACUCUUCGCCGAGAGUCAUUGCCGGCGAGAAGGAGUCGUUCCUCUGUGAUACUAACAUCUUAUGAGCAGUAGUUACCACCUGGUGACGGUCACUGUCUGAUGGUUUUACUUGUUGAUUCAUUAUUUAUUAAUAAAUAUAGUCAGUCACUUUGAUCAAAGGGACGAUCAUCAACUUUAAUUUACUCAAAUCAAUCUUGUUCUCGUUGACGUUGACGUGGUUGAGCCAUUAAAUACAAGAAACACAAAUUAUAACACGUCGACUACUCAAAUUUGUUCUAAUCAGAAGUGACGCCGAGAUUAGUGACGGGAUGCCGAUUUAUUGGAGAUACAAGUCAGUGACGCAGUUUCACCAAGCAUUUUGCGCCCUGGCAGAAUCGACCUCGCGCCACCUCUAUGCUAUCUUUGAGCUCUCUUUCCUGGGAAAGAUAGCUCCUGAUCUGGCGAAAAUCACAGCAAGGGGCUCUCCAUCGUGAGCAGAAGGUGACUUGAUGUCCAUCGUAGAUAACACCGUGGGCACAUGCCGUCAUGACUACAUCACAAGAAGGUCGCGAAGAAGUAGAAGAACAGGUAAUAUUAACGGACAAAUAGGAAAUCUCUUAAUUACCUUCUAUAUUUUUUAUUGAUGAUCGGGAGCGCACGUGAAAGUUGCUCUUCCCGGGAAGCACAGUCGUUGUCCUAUCGAAUACAUUCUUGGGUCCUUGGCUCAUUUCUCUCAUUCAACAUGAUCAAUGUUUUCCCCACAACUGCAGUGGACUUGUUGUCCCUACGCGAUAAAAAGCACGUAGCUAGCUGAUCUUUCCGAAAAUCCUACUACCACACAUGAACAAGGGCAACGAGAUGAGAAACCUUUUAGAAUGUUCCUCCCCAAAGCCAAACCUUUUUCGGUUAGGUUGCAGGAGUAGAAGAAGCGCCCGGAAGUGCUCGUUUGAGACGAAAACAAGCCCGACCAAAUAGUUUGCGUUCAUCAUCAAUUUUCAGUUUAAGGUAUUUGGAAGUAAUUAAUUCGUAACCAUGGCAGUGGAAGCAGAACUUCAUUCAGCCAAAAAUAACUGCUGCUUACAAACUAGAUCAUUAUAACUUAUUUCCACUCCGGUAAUAAUUUUUUCUGUCUGAGCUAUGAUGUCUGUAGGAUUCAGCAAAGCAUUUAUAUUCCCGCCAUGAUGAGAUAAAGUUAGAGAGCAAAAUUCAUGCUAUGAGUGAUGCCAAAGCACACCCAAAGACCUCUGCUGAGACAAGGAAAAUCUGAAACGUGC